CCAAAAGCAGAGUAAAACUAGAGGAGUAUAAAACUAGGAAAUUUUGACUGGGAGCAGAACUGCAAGGGACCAAAGGAGAAAAAUGUUACAGCUAAACCUCUCCUCUUCAUGUCCAGUCCAAAACCCUAAUAAGCAAUUCCAGGAUUAUCCAUACCAUGCUUUGUUCUCCAAUACCUCGGGUCACUUCAAUCAUACAUCAAAAAGAUCCGUUCUUUCAUUCCGUAGUGCACAAAAAAAGUUUUCUUUAAAAUGCCGCCAGUCUGAUUAUUUUGGAACUCAACAAGCUCAGGGCUAUGCUGCUAAUGAGCAACAAGGGACAGUUCCUCCCAAGGUGUUUGUUGGAUACUCAGUGUACAAAGGAAAGGCUGCUCUUGCUGUGGACCCUCGGCCUCCAGAAUUUUUACCUUUAGAUUCAGGGGCAUUUAAGGUGUCUAAGGAGGGAUAUGUUUUGCUUCAGUUUGCUCCUUCAGCUGGUACGCGCCAAUAUGAUUGGAGUAGAAAACAGGUGUUCUCUUUGUCAGUUACUGAGAUGGGAAGUAUAAUUAGCCUUGGACCAAAAGAUUCAUGUGAAUUUUUCCAUGAUCCUUUUAAGGGAAAAAGUGAUGAAGGGAGGGUGAGGAAAGUGCUGAAGGUUGAACCGCUGCCAGAUGGCUCUGGCCAUUUCUUUAAUCUUAGUGUGCAAAACAAGCUUGUAAAUGUGGAUGAAAGUAUCUACAUCCCUAUCACAAAGGCGGAGUUGGCAGUUCUUGUCUCAGCAUUUAACUUUGUCUUGCCGUACCUUCUGGGAUGGCACACUUUUGCUGCUUCCAUAAAGCCAGAAGAUCCAAGCCGAACGAACAACACUAAUGCCAGAUCUGGUGCGGAGUUUGAAUGGAGCAGAUAGUGAUGUCUUUAGCUUGGGUAAUAGAUCCGUAGUAUAGGAUGCCUUCAGACUGUUUAAUCUUACAUGUUUGGUUUUCUUUGACCCCUGUUGUGUUGUUGGGUUUGGGCGAGGAAAUUCUCCUAGAAGCUUUGGAUAGUGUUGUCUGUUAUAGCAUCAGUAAAUGUUGGUUCCUUCUUAAUGCCGCGGAAUAUUGCACCUUCUGCUUGUGCCUCCAUGCUUAGUUCAGAAAUUGCUUGUUUUACCUUACCCUCGUUAAUCUGUGAAUCGUCCUUGAAGCUUUGGAGCUUCAGUUGUUCUAAGCUGUGAUCAACGGCAAUGAGUUGAAAGGGCGCCAUUCGUUUCCUGAAGACUCAGCAUCAGGACAUCUAAAUCAAAUCUGAAAGCCAUUAUCAUUCGUCAUGUUUCCAAAAGUUCGUCAUGUCUCUUUUUGGUUCCAAAAUUUCAAGUAGUGUAGAAAGAUGAUUUGGUCUAUAACCGUGUAUGUGAUAUGCGUAUAAUAAUAGUACGAAUUCAAAAUAUGAUAUGCGUAUUCACUAAUUUCUAUGGACAACACAUGGG
This is a messenger RNA of Oldenlandia corymbosa var. corymbosa, 1441 nucleotides long. NCBI's taxonomy places the organism in Eukaryota, Viridiplantae, Streptophyta, Magnoliopsida, Gentianales, Rubiaceae. The record is from the annotation of a GenBank genome assembly.